Kickxella alabastrina is the source of this 2487-nucleotide messenger RNA. Its product is annotated as bifunctional tryptophan synthase. The transcript has 2 exons. Gene Ontology annotation, molecular function: tryptophan synthase activity. Gene Ontology annotation, cellular component: cytoplasm. Bases 189 to 2309 code for a protein of 706 amino acids. The record is from RefSeq and is a predicted model, not a curated record. Lineage: Eukaryota; Fungi; Kickxellomycota; Kickxellomycetes; Kickxellales; Kickxellaceae. Gene Ontology annotation, biological process: L-tryptophan biosynthetic process.
AUAAAUUCGUGCGGGUGGCCAAGCUCCUGAAAAUUGUUUGUUUUUGUCUUCGCUUUUACUUUUACUUUCGCUCUAUCUUUGACGCUUGCUUAUUUCUUUCAAUUGAUCGACUGUUUCUGGGCAAAACAGCACGCGUUCUCACACUAACUUUGCACACAUCCAUUAUAUACACGUACAUAUAACACAAUAUGGCCGAGCGUAUCUCAAGGGCAUUCGCCACGGCGGCACAAGAAGGCCGGCCGACGUUCGUUGCAUACUUCACGGCCGGGUUCCCGACGCCCGACCAGACGGUCGAUAUCUUGCUCGAGCUGGAGAAGGGUGGAGUCGAUGUGAUUGAGAUGGGUGUCCCAUUCACUGAUCCGCUUGCCGACGGGCCAACAGUCCAAGCGGCGCACAUGGCGGCGCUGGAGCAUGGCACCGAUAUCGACAUGUGCCUGGAUAUGGUCUCGCAGGCGCGCGCGCGCGGUCUGGCUGUGCCCGUGCUGUUUAUGGGAUACUACAACCCGAUCAUGCAGUAUGGCGAGCAGCGCAUCAUCGAGAAGUGCGCGCAGGCUGGCGUCGACGGGUACAUUGUCGUCGAUCUGCCGCCAGAGGAGGCGCAGUCGUUCCGCGCGCUGUGCGCUGGUGCUGGGCUCAGCUACAUCCCACUGAUCACGCCGUCGACAUCCGACGCGCGCGUCCAGCGGCUGGUGGCUAUUGCUGACUCGUUCAUCUACGUCGUGUCGCGGUCCGGCGUCACUGGCGCUCGCGCGUCGAUGGACUCAGGCCUGCCAACGCUGCUAGCACGCAUUCAGAAGCACACGACGUUGCCACUGGCCGUCGGCUUUGGUGUCAGCACGCACGAGCACUUUACCGACGUCGGUGCUAUGGCUGAGGGCGUCGUCAUCGGCAGCCAGUUAAUCACGACCAUGCGCACGGCCGCGCCGGGCACCGCCGCCCAGGCCGCGCGCGCCUACGCCGAGACUGUAUCGGGGCGCAGCGGCAGCGGCACGACUCUGCGCGCGCAGCCGCUGGGCGCUCGCGUUGUGCAGCCCGCGCAGGCAUCGAGCAACACCAGCAGCCUGACGCUACUGCCCGACCGCUUCGGCGACUUUGGCGGUCAGUACAUCCCCGAGGCGCUGCACGACUGCAUGGCCGAGCUGGAGCAGGCGUAUGUGCAGUGCAAGAACGACCCGGCAUUCUGGGAGGAGGUGCGCAGCUUCUACUCAUUCAUGGGCCGCCCCAGCCCACUGCACGCGGCAGAGCGACUGACGGCCGCAUGGGGCGGCGCGCGCAUCUUUCUCAAGCGUGAGGAUUUGUGCCACACCGGUUCGCACAAGCUCAACAACGCCAUCGGCCAGGCGCUAGUGGCCAAGCGCCUAGGCAAGACGCGUAUCAUUGCUGAGACUGGCGCCGGCCAGCACGGCGUCGCGACUGCUACGAUCUGCGCCAAGCUCGGGCUCAAGUGCAUUAUCUACAUGGGCUCGGAGGACAUGCGGCGCCAGGCGCUCAACGUCUUCCGCAUUCGCCUGCUCGGCGCUGAUGUUAUCCCGGCAACCACCGGCUCGUGCACGCUUAAGGAUGCUGUUAACGACGCUAUGCGCGACUGGGUUACCAACGUCGCAGACACGCACUACCUUGUUGGGUCGGCCAUCGGCUGCCAUCCGUUCCCAACCAUGGUGCGCGACUUCCAGUGCGUCAUCGGCAACGAGACCAAGGAGCAGAUGCACGCGCUUACCGGACGCCUGCCCGACGCCGUGGUUGCCUGCGUUGGCGGCGGCAGCAACGCCAUCGGCAUGUUCCAUCCGUUCAUCGCCGAAGCCAGCGUGCGUCUGAUUGGCGCUGAGGCCGCUGGUGAUGGCCUCGACACCAACAAGCACUCUGCGACCAUGUCGCGCGGCACCCCGGGUGUCUUCCACGGUGCCAAGACUUACCUGCUCCAAGACGCCAAGGGUCAGAUUAUUGAGACUCACUCCGUGUCAGCCGGUCUCGACUAUCCGGGUGUCGGCCCGGAGCACUCGUGGCUCAAUGCCACUGGUCGUGCCGAGUACCACGCUGUGUCAGACGUGCAAGCGCUCGAGGGCUUCCGCUGCUUAACGCAGCUCGAGGGCAUUAUCCCCGCCCUGGAGUCGUCGCAUGCCGUCUACCAGGCCAUGCUCACCGCCAAGAAGAUGUCCCCCGACCAGCACCUUGUUAUCUGCAUCAGUGGCCGCGGCGAUAAGGACGUCAACACUGUUGCCGAGGUCCUGCCCAAGAUCGGCCCCCAGAUCGGCUGGGACCUGCGCUUUGAGGAGGACCCAACCAAGAUUGCGCGCCGCGAGCGCAAGUAGUUGAUCAGUGAUUGGUGAUCGAUGAUCCUGAACGCCGCCUCCCGAUCAAUCGCUCGCAUACUGCCAUAAUAUGCGCCGCCCGGCUAUCUCCAUCUCCGCCCGUUCAUCGCGCAAUUUUGAGUAUCCACCCAAUCCGCCCUCCAAUGUGUUUACUUUGUCGCUCUUAUACAUUAGCAUC